UUAUAUCGAGAAUUACGAUGCAUGUCUAGUUAUACAGUCAAUGGUUAUACAGCAUAGGUGAACAGAAUCAAUAUCAGUAUCAGUUCUACGACCAUAACUGUGCUAAUAAGAAAAUGUCGAAGUUAUUGAAGAUAAAGCAAUUUAGACAUAUUUUUACACGAAAUCUAUCAGAAUAUGUAAAAACAGUGGAGCAACAACUACAUCCUCCUACAGAAAGUAAUUUUAAAUCAUUUAAGUUUGUCACUUAUUUUGUGUGUAUUCCGUUAUGGUUAAUUUCAAUGGUUUAUUGUUAUAAGAAAGAGCAAGAAGCACAUCAUGAAAAACCUCCAGAAUUUAUUCAUUAUCCAUAUAUGAAAAUAUUGAACAAGGUAAGAAAAAUAAAAAACAAAGAAUCAGCACGUAUAUAAUAUAAUAUAAUGCAAUUAUUUUUUAUAUAGCCUUUUCCAUGGGGAGAUGGUAAACAUUCACUCUUUCAUAAUCCUAAAAGAAAUUAUAUAGUUGGUGUUGGCUAUGAAGAACCUGUUGAAUAAAAUCAAUAUAAAUAUAUAUAUAUAUAUAUAUAUAUAUACAUAUAUAUAUACACACACAUAUGUAUGUAGUUUACAUUAAUGUUUAAUUUAUAUUGCUUGAGAUGCAAUAAAAUAAAUAAAUAGAAUAUUUUAGUCAGUGUUUUAUAUUCUCAACUAUUAAAAAUUCAGAAGAGACAUUUGAUAAAUUUAUUUUCUUACAUUUAAGUAUAAUAAAUUUUUUUUUCAUAUUUAAUAAAAUACUUAAUAAUUUUUUUACAUUUAAAUACAAUAAAAUUUUUUUCAUAUUACAUAAAAAAAUAUAAAUACAUUAACAUUUUUAUAUUAUAACAAAAAUAUAUUAACAAUCAAUGAUAAAUACUGUUUAACAUAACAGAGUCAUAAUUGAAGUACUUUUAAUUGCAGGAAAUAAAUAAAAUAAUAAAGUAAGUAAUAGUAAACUUUAGUUAUGAACAUACAUUUCUUUCUACAAGUAAACAAUCUUUAUAAUGAUCUUCCCAAUGUAGUUCAAAACAUAGUUUAGAACAAUAUUUAGCUUCUAAACAAAUUGAACAUGCUACAGUACUUGGUCUACCACAAAAUAAACAUACUUUCAUUUCUUCCUCUUCAAUAUUUCCUUCUGUAGUAUUUGAAAGACCAUUAUUAGAUUCAUCCAUUUUUAAAAAUGCUUCCAUUGAUAUGCUUCUAACAUCUUUAAUAUGAGAUAUAAUAGGUUUUUUUACUAAAGUAUUCUGUAAUUGUUCAUUAUUAAGGUAUUUAAUGUCAUUCUUUAGAGAUUUAGAUGAAGACACUCCUAAUAUAUCACUAGUAUUUUCUAAUGAUAUACUGUUAAUAUGAAGUUUCUCUUGUUGAUGUUCUUCAUAUUCUUUAAGUUCCUCUCUCGUUAAUUUAGUUUCUCCACUAGCAGUAUUAAUAACAGUUACUUGAUCAUUUGCAGAAGAAAUUUCUACAGUAACUAAAUGUGGAUUUAACUGCUGCAGAGUGUCUUUAUUAAAUAAUUUCAUAUCUGAUAACAGCAACUUUUCAUUAACUAUUUGUGGAAUAUUUUCAAUUUUUUCCAAUUCAUUUAAAUUUUGUUCUUUAGUGUUUGAAUUGUAUGUAUCUUUAGAAAUAUUUUGUUCCUUUUCUAUUUCUAUCAUGUUACAUACAUCAAUGUUAUCUGAUGAUGUUUGAUAAUUCUGUACAUUUAAUUUAAUCAAGGAAUUAUCUGUCUGUAACAAAGUAUCCUUAAAUAUUGUAUUGUUUUGUAUCUUUUUCUUAUCUAACAUAUUUAACUGUUCCAGAUAUGAAAGUUUUUUAUUUUGUGAAUUAUUAUUUGUUUUAUGUUCUUUUUCAUAUUGGUUUUGUGUUUUAACAUUUAAAUUGUUUUGAUCAUUUGGGCAAUUCUGUUUAAUACUCAUUAUUUUAUUCUGUUCUUGAUUAGUUUUAGAUGCUUCAAUUUGAUAACAAAUUUUUUCAUUUUCCUUUGCUAUAAUUUGUACUAUUUUUGGAGCAUUAGUGUUAAUGUUUGCCAGUAUAUUUGUUUCAGAUUUAUCUGACAAAAGAAUAUGCUUUUCUAUCACAUGUUUUAAAGUAGUCUGAAAAUGAUAUAGUAGAAAUCUUUCUGAAUGAAUUUUUUGCCACUGUUCUGAUGUAUACCAUUGUUUCAAAUGUGUGGUGCAACUAAAAUAGAAGUUUAUUUGUUCAAAUAGUGUAUGUUUUUGGAUAUCAGAAAUAUAUUUCAAUGCAUUGAGUAGUCUCAUUGUUGAAUUUAAUAGAACUUCUAAAUUUUCUUUCUUUAAUUGUUUGGGUUUAUGUAAGUAAAUGUUCUGUGAUUGUUCAGGCAUAUAAUUUUGUGAUACCUUUCUUUUUGCUCUUUGUUGUUUGGGUUUUACAGGUUGUGUAUUUUUUAAUACAGAAUGUGGUACAUUCAUUGUCACUAUAGUUUGUACAGGUUGUGGUAUGUGACAGUUUGAUAGUACAGGUUGUGGUAUGUGACAGUUUGAUAGUACAGGUUGUGAUAUAUUACAAUUUGGUAGUAUAGGUUGUAAAACAGAUUUUUGAUAUACUGUAUUUUGAAUUAUAGGCUGAGUCAUGGUAGGUAUAGUUAGAUUUUGCACAGUUACACAUGUUACAUCCCUAUUUUGUUGUAUGGAAUAAUUUUGUAUAUUUACAUUGUGAAAUGUAUUUGUUGGUACAAAAUAAGUUGGUUGAAUAUAUCGUUGGUUGAUAAAUGGUUUAUUUGUGAUUGGUGCAGAAACUUGUCCACUUUCUAGUUGAUUAAUUCCAUGAAAUGGAAAUGAAGCGUAUUGCACAGGAAAGUUUUGUCUAACAUGCAUGUUUGUUAUUGGUUUCUGUUUAUCAAUAUGAACAUUUGAAAUUUUUUGUUGACAACAAUUUCUAUGUGUUUGUAUCUUGUAGUUAUAUUGCUGUAUCUUGUCAUUAUUGUUAUUAUUAGUAAAAAUAAUAGGAUUCACUGCAACAUUGUUUUGAAAAACAUUAUUUUGUGAAGAUGAAACUAUUUUCUCUUUAAAAUUUUGAUGAGUUGGUUUUGUAGUAAUAUUUGUACAUAUUUGACUUUUCUGAGUAGAAAGUAAAUAUUGUAACCUAGAUUGCAUAGAAGAUGCCCAUAUAUUCUGUUCAUUACAAUGCUUGUCUUGAUUUGGUACUGUUUCAGUCGAAACAACUACGGUGUUGGUUGGCAUUAUGGUUUGACAUUCAUUUACAUUAAUUUUACGCGUAUUUAAAGAAGAAGCAUAAUAAGACUUAACUGAUGAUGUGUAAUGGAACAAUUCUUCUAUUGAUAAUAAUGGAUUUACUAACAUUUGUGUAUUAAAUAUAGCUAUAACUCCUUCUACUAGAUCAACAUAAUCUUCAGUAUUCAAUAUUUUUCUUAAAUUUUCGAAUUCUAUAAAUAAUAAUCUAUCAUAAUUUAAAUUAGUAAGUGAAGAUAGCCGUAUUUUUUGAAUUAAAUUACGUAUCUUCACACAACUAACAUACACAGAGUCUACAAAUUUUAAAUCUGUAUUACUUUUUUUUAUAUUCUCAGAAACUGUUGUAGAUGCAGAUGCAGUAAUUAGAGGUGUCGUAUCAGAAACUGUUUGAAUUACUGUAACUGUAUGUGAAGAUUGAGGAACAGUAGGAACACUAUUUAUAGGUGUAGGACACCAUCUGGAUCCCAGUUCUGCACUAGAUAAAACUCUUAAUUUACCUUGAACUACUUUAUUAAACUGAGUAUCUUUUUUUUCUGAAAUAUUCAAUUCCAGUUUUUCCACUGCUAAUUCACUCUCAUUAUUUAGCACAUUACAUAUGUUAUUUGUAGAAAUAUUAUCAUUUUUAUUUGUAUUAGAAGAUGAUUGUAUUUUGUUUAAAUCUAUAUUGUUAUUUUCUUCAAUGCAGUUUAACAAUUUUUCUGUAACAGUUUGAUUACAAUUUUCUUGUACUUUUAAUAAUUCUUUCAAAUUUAAAUUUUCAUUAUCAUUUCUGUCUAUAACUUUUUCAGCAGUUUCUUGAAUACUAAGGACAUUUCCAUUUGAUGUAAUCUGACAAGUUUCUUCAAAAUUCAUGUGAAGAAGUUCAUUAAAAUCUUUCAUAUUUAAAUUACAUGUUUCAAAUUCUGAAAAAUUUUUACUUAUAGUAUUAUGAUCUAAGAUACAAGUUUUUGAAAUAUCAGAAGAUAAUGUAUUAUCUAUCAUUAUUUUUGUUUUUAUUUCUGCUAUAGAGAUUCUAUCUUCUGAUUGCUCUGUUACUUGAGAUGUAUCUGUGA
Heterotrigona itama is the source of this 4272-nucleotide messenger RNA. NCBI's taxonomy places the organism in Eukaryota, Metazoa, Arthropoda, Insecta, Hymenoptera, Apidae. The record is from the annotation of a GenBank genome assembly.